Molecule: messenger RNA, 1659 nt
Organism: Nelumbo nucifera (sacred lotus)
Lineage: Eukaryota; Viridiplantae; Streptophyta; Magnoliopsida; Proteales; Nelumbonaceae
Product: oxysterol-binding protein-related protein 3C-like
Cellular component (GO): membrane; cytosol
Molecular function (GO): sterol binding
Source: RefSeq, a predicted model, not a curated record
UUACCAUUCUAUUCUUGCACGAUAAGAAUAUCCGACCCUGGUGUAGUGGUAGGCUUCAAACAGCAGAAGUAGAAGCGCCAACUAGUUCCAACUCUCGUCCUAGCUGUUCUCUAUCUUCUAGUUUAGAGAGAGUUAGGGCUUCUGAGAUGGCUUCCAAGGAUCAGAAGCAAGGUGGUGGCUUUUUCUCAUCGAUCGCUUCUACCUUGUCUAAUAUUGGGAGCGCGAUGCACAAAUCUGUUAACGGAUUGCUGGGUUAUGAAGGACUGGAAGUUAUAAAUCCGGAGGGAGGCAAGGAAGAUGCAGAGGAGGAAGCUCAGAAAGGAAGAUGGAAGCAGGAGGAAAGAGACAGUUACUGGAAGAUGAUGCACAAGUAUAUAGGUUCAGAUGUCACAUCAAUGGUGACACUUCCUGUUCUUAUUUUUGAGCCAAUGACCAUGCUUCAAAAAAUGGCUGAGUUAAUGGAGUAUUCCCACUUGCUAGAUCAGGCAGAUGAAUGUGAAGAUCCUUACAUGCGGCUUGUGUAUGCAUCAUCCUGGGCCAUAUCUGUCUACUAUGCUUAUCAACGGACUUGGAAGCCUUUUAAUCCCAUACUUGGUGAGACAUAUGAAAUGGCCAAUCAUGGUGGGGUUACAUUCAUUGCAGAGCAGGUGAGCCACCAUCCCCCGAUGAGUGCUGGGCAUGCUGAAAAUGAACAUUUUACCUAUGAUGUCACAUCAAAGCUGAAGACAAAAUUUUUAGGAAAUUCACUUGACAUCUAUCCUGUUGGAAGGACACGUGUGACCCUUAAGAGAGAUGGUGUAAUCCUAGAUUUGGUGCCCCCUCCGACCAAAGCCAACAACCUUAUAUUUGGGCGGACUUGGGUUGAUUCACUAGGGGAGAUGAUCAUGACCAACCUGACAACUGGGGACAAAGUUGUACUUUAUUUUCAGCCAUGUGGUUGGUUUGGGGCUGGUCGCUAUGAAGUGGAUGGUUAUGUGUAUAAUUCUGCAGAAGAACCUAAAAUAUUGAUGACUGGGAAAUGGAAUGAGUCAAUGAGUUAUCAACCAUGCGACUUGGAAGGGGAGCCCCUUCCUGGCACUGAACUUAAAGAGGUCUGGAGAGUUGCUGAUGUUCCAGAGAAUGACAAGUUCCAAUAUACAUAUUUUGCACAUAAAAUAAACAGUUUUGACACUGCACCGAGGAAAUUGUUGGCAUCAGAUUCUCGUUUACGUCCUGAUAGAUAUGCCCUUGAGAAGGGUGAUCUAUCCAAAGCUGGUUCUGAAAAGAGCAGUCUGGAGGAGAGGCAGAGAGCUGAAAAAAGAAACCGAGAAGCAAAUGGUCACCAAUUUACUCCAAGAUGGUUUGACAUUACAGGCGAAAUUACUCCUACCCCUUGGGAUGACUUGGAGGUGUACCAAUUUAAUGGGAAAUAUACCCAGCAUCGGGCAGUUGCAGAUAGCUCAGACAACAUUGAUGAAGUUGAUGUUAGAUCAAUAGAGUUCAACCCAUGGCAGUAUAAUGAUUUGACUGCCAAGUGAUGUUUUGUUUAAUGUUUUGCAUCAUCUUUUUCUUCUGGUAGCUGCAACAACCAGAAACAAUUUAUAUGUGAUUUGUAGAAAUUAUUUGUGUACAUGUUAUUAUAUCAAGUAUUUCAAGGUAGUGUAUUCAUUUUUUGCAGUA